UCUCUGUUUCUGAAGCAUCAUUCAGAAUGACUACUACUCCUACUAAACUUACUAAACUUGAAGUUGGAGAGAUUGGGAGGAUGAUUUAACGCUGAAUUAACUGCUGAUCCUGAAUUCCUCCUUCCCGAAGCAGAGUGUUGAGAAGAUAAAAAGGCUCUGGCUCUUCCAAUUCCCACCACGGAAUUACUGAGAAGAAGCCUACUAGGAGAUUUCAGUUAACAAUGCCAUUAAUUAAGCACUCCACUAAUCGAAUGGUCAGCAAGAGAAAACCCACAAACGAUGGGUUCGAGGAGCAAGAUCAGCCUGAAGCUGCUGGUGGACAGCAAGUCGAAGAAGGUGCUGUUCGCGGAGGCCGGCAAGGAGUUCGUCGACUUCGUCUUCAGCCUCCUGACGCUGCCGGUCGGCGCCGUCGUGAAGCUCAUCUCGGCGGGGACGAUGCAGGGCAGCAUCGGGCGGCUGUACCAGAGCGUCGAGCACAUCAACGCCUCCUACCUCCUCCCCAACAAGGACCGCGCCGACCUGCUCCAGCCCAAGGUGCUCCACCCGGACGCCCGCGAGCUCCUGCUGCUGCAGCCGGAGAGCGGCGGCGCCGGGGGAUCGCCGCUGGCCAGGUUUAAGCUGUACACCUGCGCGGGGCACUGCACCACGGCCGCCAUGGAGGCCAAGGCGGCGUGCCCGCAGUGCAAGCAGGCGAUGGACACCGAGGUGGCGCUCGUGCUGCCGUCCGCGUCGUCGCCGGCGCAGUCGUCGGCGGCGGCGUCGGGAGGCGACGGGGAGAGCAGCGGGUACGUGAAGGGGCUCGUGACGUACAUGGUGACGGACGGGCUGGAGGUGACGCCCAUGUCGGCCAUCUCCAGCAUCACUCUCAUCAACAAGUUCAGCGUCGGCAAAGACGUCGAGCUUGCCGAGAAGUACGUCAGCAUCGCCAUGGACGAGGGGCUGGGCAUUCUGAAGGCGGCGCUGCGCUCUGACACGGUGCUCUCCGACGUCUUCCUCGCCAAGAAGAAGUGAAACAACCAGUGCUUUUUAUCGAUGCCGCAUGGACGUUCUUCGAUUUGCUUGCUGCCCAUUUCGCCUUAUUUUGCUCCAUGUCUGCUUCAGAAUUCAGUGUGUCUGCCUCGCAUCAAUGUUUAGUUGCUCUGUAUUAGUACUGGACAUGAUCUAUCUAUCUACUAAUAUUAUAUUGGCUUUAUUACCUAAUCGCCCAAGUACUCCAUUUUGCUGGCUGUGUUCAA
This is a messenger RNA of Oryza sativa Japonica Group (Japanese rice), 1235 nucleotides long. Lineage: Eukaryota; Viridiplantae; Streptophyta; Magnoliopsida; Poales; Poaceae. The record is from RefSeq and is a predicted model, not a curated record.